AUGAGCAGUAAGCCAAGAAAACUGUCAUCCAGAGCUCAUCAUGUUGAGCAAUCAAGCGGAGCAGCGGAGGAAUUUCGAUUGUUUACGUUGAACAGCGCAGCUGUGUCGCUAGUUUCUAGACCACCUGGGAGGAAAAUGGUCAAUCCUCUGGAGUCGACCUCAGUUAUCCUGACUACUUACUCAGGAGCCCGAUUGAAGGUUUUGGGCAAGUCGAAAUUGGCUACAGGUCAUACGCCUAGAUUGGAGUCAAUUGAAGUUGAACCGGGUCGAGACUGCCACACCUACUUUAUAGAAGCUACUGGAAGUACACGCGUCCGCAUUUAUGGGGAUUACAAGGUUAUAGUUAAUCCUGAGCUGUCUGUUGACCAGUAUCCUUUGCCAAAGCCUGAUGACAUCUUCGCUACCUUGGCAGGAGCAGAAAAGUUUUCGAAAGUUGAAUUGGCCAAUGCCUAUCAACAGGUCAUGCUGGAUGAAGAGUCUAGAGAGUUGGUGACUAUCAACACGCACAGGGGUUUCUACCAGUUUACCAGAUUACCUUUUGGUAUUGCCAGUGCACCAGCAGUGUUCCAGAGUUUGAUGGACCAGAUAUUAGAGGUAACAGAAGUAACUGGUUGCUACCUGGAUGACGUAAUUGUCACGGGGAAGAAUGAUGAAGAUCAUCUCAAGAAUUUGUCGGUCGUUAUAAGUCGACUUCAGAAGUAUGGUUUGAGGCUAAAAAGGAGCAAAUGUGCAUUCUUACAACCGGAGGUUUUCCAGCAAGUGAAAGAGCAGCUAGCAUCAGCAAAGGAAUUGGUGCAUUACAAUUCUGAGCUUCCACUCAGUCUAGCAUGCGAUGCUUCAUCCUAUGGAAUCGGAGCUGUCAUUUCACAUACUUUCCCUGAUGGUGCAGAGAGACCUAUUGCAUUUGCCUCGAGGUCAUUAUCGCCAACCGAACGGAAUUAUUCUCAAUUGGACAAGGAGGCAUUGUCACUAGUGUUUGGCGUAAAACGUUUUCACCAAUACCUAUAUGGCAGGAAAUUUGUUCUGAUCAAUGAUUACAACCCGCUGACAACUAUUCUGGGUCAGAAACAGAAGGUACCAUCGAUAGCAGCGGCACGGCUACAGAGGUGGGCCUUACUGUUAUCCGCAUACGAAUACGACUUAAAGUACAGAAGAUCCGCACAACAUGGGAAUGCUGAUUGGCUAUCGAGGUUACCUCUAGAUCACUGUGUGCCAGAUGAGGUGAGCUCAGCAGAAGCUAGGAAGGUGAAUCUCACUCAGCUUACAGCUCUUCCUCUUACUAGCAAGGAAUUAGCAAGAGAAACCAUGAAGGACCUAUUGUUAUGCAAGGUUUUUAGGUAUACGAUGCAAGGCUGGCCUCCCACAGUAGGAUCCGACUUACUACCAUUUUUCCGGAAACGAGUCAAGAUUUCGAUAGAAGAUGGUUGUCUUUUAUGGGUAAUAAGGGCAAUAAUUCCUUCUAGCUUGCAAGACCAGCUCUUAGAUGAACUCCAUGUAUCCCAUAUCGGAAUGGUCAAAAGGAAAGCAUUAGCUCGACAAUACAUGUGGUGGUCGAAGAUUGAUACUGCUAUAGAGCAACAAGCAAGGACAUGUAAGGCGUUUCAAGCAACUGGAAAGUUACUUCCACGGGUAACCCCACGUCCAUGGAACUGGCCAAGCAAACCAUUCCAACGCAUUCACGUGGAUUUUGCGGGACCAUUCUUGGCUCACAUCUUUUUAUUGAUCAUUGAUGCGUAUUCAAAAUGGCUGGAGGUUUAUAGAAUGUUUAGCUCAACUACUGGAAGGACAAUUGACGUGUUUUGA
Molecule: messenger RNA, 1803 nt
Organism: Corticium candelabrum
Lineage: Eukaryota; Metazoa; Porifera; Homoscleromorpha; Homosclerophorida; Plakinidae
Exons: 5
Coding region: 1-1803 (600 amino acids)
Molecular function (GO): nucleic acid binding
Source: RefSeq, a predicted model, not a curated record